This is a messenger RNA of Aureobasidium namibiae CBS 147.97, 2487 nucleotides long. RefSeq lists its product as uncharacterized. The transcript has 5 exons. The record is from RefSeq and is a predicted model, not a curated record. The coding region runs from base 1 to 2487 and encodes 828 amino acids. NCBI's taxonomy places the organism in Eukaryota, Fungi, Ascomycota, Dothideomycetes, Dothideales, Saccotheciaceae.
AUGGACGAUCCAGCCUUCAUGCUCUUGCAACUGCAAGAGAACCUACGCUUCGUACAUCCAGGUGCGCGCGUUCUCUCUUGCAUGGUCAGCGAUGAGAACAGAGCACCAUACUGGACUUAUGUCAUCCUCACCUACGAUCCCCGUGGCAACGUCCAAACUUACCUCGAUCCCUACGACUGUCGCACCGCCAAAUGGACCAACCAACCUCUGGAAGCCCUCAAGAAGAUGCACUUGGAAAUCGCCGCACAAGUCACUGACAAGCUGAUCAUUGACAACCAUCACCCUCUGAGACAACUGGAGGAGCAGCGACUUGAUGAAGCAGCUGAACGCACCGCAUCGAGCGCAAGCAACAAUCACACUGGAAGCCGUCGUGGUCCGCAGCAGCCAAUGGCUCCAAUCUCUGCUUCUCGUCAAACCUCAGAGCAUCUCAGAUCGCAAAACUCAGACAACCCUCCAGCAUACCAGUCCCAAGAGACGAGUUCAGCCUAUGUCCAACGAUCUGGUCGUCUCUCAACCCGUGAUACGUUGGACUCGAUAGACAGAGUCUCAUCAAGCAGAUCCCGCAAGAUAGAAGGGUUCGACGGUUCAGGCCGAGCUGGUUCUCCUGUUCAUCUCCCUCUCGUCACCUCCCCUACUGAGUUACUCUUUCCUGAUCCCAAGGAGAAAGGCUCACCUGGAACUACUCCAGCUGGAGAAGGUUGGCGACAGCAAACUGCAGUGACCGGCACCCGCGACUAUCUCCGCUCUACACACAGCCAGCCUCGCACAUCAGGCUCGAACAUGCGUGCAUCGAAUCACGAAAAGGCAAAGACAGACUCUCAGGUUUCUCGGAUCAAUGCCUUACCUCGUUCCAGAGUCCAACAGUCACAGCCACUGAACCCAAGGGCUGCUACAUUCGGCAACGCACCUGUGGGACCCUCCACUCAACCUCCUGUCCAAAAUGACAAAAUCCCCAUCUCUCGCCCCACAAAUGACUACUCGACCGCCCAAGGCGUUCACGGCAUGCAAGCUCUUCAUCCCAGUACCACCAUCAACCCCCUGCACCGACGUCAACGCCAGGAGCCACUUCCGCAACUAUUGUCUUCACGCCCACCGUACCAAGGCGCCUCAGAAGUGGACCUCCAACUUCCACCAUCAGUUUUGGAUCUCAUGUACACUGACCUCGAAGAAUUCCUUCGUCAAGUGGAGAUCCACAAGCGCGAGCAGUUUGGUCCCCAUGAUAUUCUGGCCCCCAUCGGAGAUUCGGCUUCUGAAUUUGCUAGGGAUAUCGAUGCAGAUCUUGAUGAUGGUGUUGUUAGUGGUGGUGGUGUUGUCUCUCUGGUGGCACGUAUCCGCGACUAUCGUCCUCAAUCGCCCAGGGGCAGUAUCUCUUCGGGCGAAACCGUCAAGGCGAGCGAUACUCUGCAUCGCAGAAGAAGGGUCACUCAGAGACGCUACGGAGAGAAUGAGACCGGAGAUCCCUUGCCCCCUGCUGCACCUUCGCCUCCACCCAACGACGUGUACCCUGCCGGUCUGCCCGUGUACCCGCCCACACUGGUAAACUCUGUCUCGGGUGCUUCCGUGCGCAGGAACGCUAGCAGUGCUGCUCGUAUGAACGCAGCAGAUCGUAUCUCUUCCAUGAGCGCGACUCAGAGUAUCCGCAGACCCACUCCUCUUGGUCCGAGAAGUGUGUCAAGUGUUUCUCGACAGGGUACAUUUGACGAGCGCCACGACAACAACGAGAAUGAGAGAUUGCUUGGAGGAGAGGAGAGAGGAGGCAGUAGACGUGUGUCUCAGAACCAUGAGGAGGGCAACCAAGGUGAGCGAACGCUGGUCCCACACACCGCUCCCACACCCAACCCUCUAGCACCCUCCAAGCCUACAGCUAUGCACUCCAGUACCGCACUUCUCCCGCUUUUGGCGCCUCACCUCCUUUCCGACCCUCCCAUCUCUUCAGACGCUACGAUCGACCCUUCAAUGUCCGUGACUACAGCUGAGUCUUUCAACGUUACGAUCAAAGGAAACCCCAGAUUUCGAGCUUUCAGCAAAUUGUGGACGAUGGGAAGGAAAGUGAGUGGGAAGACUGUCGGUGGUGGUGGACGCGGUGGUGAGAGAAAAGAAAGUGCCUCCCCUUCUCGAUAUCUGAUUCAGAGGGACUUUCUCCAGAACGAGCCGAAAACUAAGACAGAAGAAACAGCCAAAUUAGACGUGGGAAUCAGACAAAAAGGCGAUGGCAAAAAGCAAAUGUGGGUACGGGACAUCUCAGAUGGCGAGAAAAAGACAAAGAGACAGGAAGAGGAAGAGUUAAUAAUUCCAACGUCUUCAAUUGUCCCUCGUGAUAUAAACAAGAAGGAUAUGGAAAAAGAGACAACUCCGACUGACGCUCACUGCUGCAUUUCAUCAUUUGUUGUCAAGAAGGGAAGAAAAGAAAGAUUUCCCAUUUGGGAAUCGAAAGAAAAGAAGGGGAAGAGGAAGUCGACGAAGAAGACAAGAGUCGGCGCAGGAUAG